CUCCCUCUCCAUUGGCUCUCCUCACGCUCUGCCUCUGGCUCUGCGCUCCUCUUUUACCCCAGACCAGCCUUCACACGCCAGAGUGCGUGCGCCAAACGUGUGUGGGUGAACAUCCGACCCACGCUGCCUGCAACCGGACUCGACUUCCCACGCUGCUCUAAACAGGAAAAAAAGAUGGAGAAAAAGAGCGAGAUCAACGGCCACGCCAUGGCCGGUUCGGCGUCCACCGACCGGAUCGUGGAGAAAAGCGCGCAGAAGAGCUUCAGAGAGAAGCUGCUGGAGUUUCUGAGGAAGAACCUGCUGGUGAUCUUGACGGUCUCCGGCGUGCUGGUGGGCGUCGGGCUCGGGAUGAUGGUCCGCAACAUGAGCCUGACCAAGGCGCAGAUGACCUACUUCGCCUUCCCCGGAGAGAUGCUUCUCCGGAUGCUGAAGAUGAUCAUCCUGCCCCUGGUCGUCUGCAGCCUCAUCUCAGGCGCCGCCAGCCUGGACACCCGCUCCCUGGGCAAGCUGGGGGGCAUCGCUGUCGCCUACUUUCUGGUUACCACGUUGAUCGCCUCAGGGAUUGGGGUGACUCUGGCCUUCAUCAUCAAACCAGGAGUGGGCGCAGGAGCCCUGAACACCAACAAUCUGGGACUGGAGAGCGUCAGCAGCAACAAGGAGACCACCGACUCCUUCUUAGAUCUGGCCAGGAAUUUGUUUCCAGCAAACUUGGUGGCUGCUGCUUUCCGUUCUUAUGCCACUGACUAUAAGAUGGUCGCUGUAGGAAAUGACACUAAUGGGACCGUCCUCUACCAAAAGGUCCCUAUUGGCACAGAAACAGAUGGCAUGAACAUUCUUGGUCUGGUAUUAUUUGCCAUGGUGUUUGGUGUGGCGCUGCGGAAACUGGGAGAGGAGGGAGAGGAACUCAUUCGUUUCUUCAAUGCUUUCAACGAGGCCACUAUGGUGCUGGUGUCCUGGAUCAUGUGGUAUAUCCCCAUUGGCAUCAUGUUCUUGGUGGGUAGUAAGAUCGUGGAGAUGGAAGAUGUGGUUCUUCUGGUCACUAGUCUGGGAAAAUACAUCUUUGCUUCGAUCCUGGGCCACAUCAUCCACGGAGGCAUUGUCCUGCCUCUUAUCUACUUCGGCUUCACACGCAAGAACCCCUUCAGUUUCCUGUCAGGCCUCAUCACACCCUUCACCACAGCCUUCGCCACCUGCUCCAGUUCAGCAACUCUUCCCUCCAUGAUAAAGUGUGUGGAGGAGAACAAUGGUGUGGACAAACGCAUCAGCCGCUUCAUCCUACCCAUUGGGGCCACAGUUAACAUGGAUGGAGCUGCCAUUUUCCAGUGCAUCGCCGCAGUUUUCAUCGCUCAGCUCAACAAUGCUGAGCUGAAUGCCGGACAAAUCUUCACCAUUCUGGUGACAGCCACAGCCUCCAGUGUUGGUGCUGCAGGUAUCCCUGCCGGCGGCAUCAUCACCAUCGCCAUCAUCCUGGAGGCCAUCGGCCUGCCGACCAACGACCUCUCCCUCAUGCUGGCGGUUGACUGGAUUGUGGACCGUACCACUACGGUUGUGAAUGUGGAGGGUGAUGCUCUGGGUGCAGGAAUCCUCCACCACAUCAACCAACAGGAGAUGAAGAAGCAGCAGCAUCAGGAGGAGGAGCUGGCGGAGGUCCGGGUGGAGGCGGUGGCAAACGCCCAGGCAGAGGAGGAGACAUCGCCACUCGUCACACACCAAACCAAAGCCCUAGAAGCCACGCCGGAAGCCAUCGAGUCUGUCUUGUGAACUCAGCAAGACUUUCUUGCUCCUUGACCUUUUGACAUCUCUGACAUUGCUGCUGAUGGGGCACUGUUGUGACUCUGUGUCCUUUCAAAAAAGGAAAAAAGAAAAAGAAAGUCACUGAUGAUUUCCCUUGUGCCAUAGGUACAGUCUGUCUACAGCAGAGACAGUCCACAGUGCACCUGGUGCUACUGUUGUUUUUCAGUUAUGUUUCCAUCAAAACAUUUUAACUCAAAUUAGAUUUUAAUGAACUUCACAAUUGUUUAUAUUCUUCAUAUUUCCUCAGUUAUUUAAGUCAAAUUUUUAGGUAUUUUUGAAACAUUUUCAUUGAAGGAUUUUGCCAUAAGCAUUGCUGGAAACAAACUAAAAUAGGCGUAAAACAUUCCCAUAAAUAUGAUAGUUCUGUUUUUCUCUUGUGCUGUAUAAGACACUCAUGGCCAUAAGUUUGUAUAUUAGAGUAUCAUCAUGUGCAUUUCUUUGUUUUUAUCUUCAGACAGCAAAUAUCAUGACCAACAUAACUGUAGAACACUAACAACUUGCCAAACAUAUUGUCUAACAAAAGCUUGACAGUGUCUGUCAAAACCUAAUGACGCAGUGGAUCACUUUGUGUCAGCUGGUAGGAUAGUUUGUAUUUGCGUUUUACUUGUUAAGCCUAUUUGCUGUUCCUUCUGGAUGGAAAAAAACUAAUUAUUUGUUGCAAAGUCACCUUAGAUUGAUGUGUGGACUAUUUGUUCCCACUUUUCAAACAGUUUUUUUUUUUUGCCAUAAUCCGGAGAGAUGUUUAGAAGGUAUGUGAGGACUCAUGUUUGCUGACUGUCAACAGAUGAUGUCAAACAUUAACUCUUCAAAUGACAGGUUAAGUAUUUGGCCUAUUUUCUGGAUCAUUCUCUUGUAAUGUAUUAGGGACCCACUGGCCCAGUGUGGUAAAGCAAUUUGAACAUUGCACCAUAAGUAUUACCAUUAUGUUCUCUUGGGAAAACCCACUGAUACAACUUAUACUACUAUUUAACCCUGAGUAAAGACACAAACAUGUCUAAUAUUAGCUUCUUGGUUCCUGGCUGUUCCCAAACAUUUUCAAAGCUUGUUGCUAUAAUUUUGUAGUGGCAGCAGACUGUAGCUGUUUUACAGAACAUCUGUACACCUGCCAUGCCAGUUAGCUCUCACAGCUGCAUUUAUGCAUAAGCUCAUUUUGAAUCAGGAGAAAAUAAUAUGUUUUUAGGCUUUUUUUAAAAAAAACAAAAUGCUAUAAAACAGUCAAUUAAUGCUUGUCUGUAUUGGUUAAACUAGUUAUUACUAGUUGCUGUUGAGAAGUCUGUCUGAAAGUAACUAGUUUGGUUUGAGUUUUUAGCCAGCUAAAGCUGUGCUAGCAUGAUGUGUGCAUAGCUAAUGUUCAGGUGUUUAGACAACAGCCAUGGCUAGCUAAUUUGAUAUGUUAGUUAAAUAGUAAUUGUAACAAAUUCAUAAGGUAUAAUAAGGUGUGAAAACAUUAAUUUAUAGUACAAAGGGUAUUUCCCAGUCAAAAAUAUACACAAAACUAACAAGAAACUGCCAAAUAGGAGCUGCUAAAGAGCAACCUUAUAGUGUCGCCCUGAAGUUGAAGACUUCCAGCGUGACCACAAGGAUGAGUUGUUGACGCUACUGAAAACACAUUUACGGUGUGUAAUAACAGUUAAUUUAACAUUAGCUUGCAAGUACUGUACACAGUUGCUUGACAUCAUGAAAACACUCCAGUCUCCCUUUUUAUCAAAGAACCGAUAUCUGAUUUACAGAUUUCAGUAAGUCAAUAGUUCACAGUAUUUUGUUUGAGAAAUCACAGCACAUCCAUUGGAAAUUUUCUCAAAAAUCUAAUGUUUACACUCAAAUACUGGACCAAAAUGCACGAUGAAGUCACAUCUUAUUGAAUGUCACUAUUUUGUGAAUCCAUCCUAUGAUUUCGGGGUGAUUGUUUUCAUUGGUGUCUUCGAGGUUUGACGUGGACCUACAGUGGAAGUUAUAUGAAGUAUAUUUAUCUUUGUAUUUGGACAGUUUGUGAGAGUAGAGGUGACAGUUCAGUGCAUCCAAAGUUCUGUCACAUCAUCUGGAUCUUGUCUUUCUCACUUCCCGGUUAUCAUGAGCUCACUGACUCACACUCAAAGCAUAUUUUUUUCAAUCAGUGUGAUCAAUGAUUGUCUGUGGUUGUGAGACCAUUUUAAAGGGAAGGUGGAUCAUUGCCAUAAUCACAGCUCAUUUUUUAAAGAUUUUUUGUAAGGUGUAGAUAGUUCUCCAAAUUACUGAGUUGUGCUUUUCCUUGAUCUAGGAAAAAGAGAAACUUUGAGAGCACCUGCUACUGCUGGUGUCCACACAGGGCCACGUGUGGUUUGACAUGAAGGACACUGUGCCAAGUCAGCCAUGAUUUAGCUGCAGACUGACGGGAUGAGCCUGUGCUGCUCUCUAGUGGCAUUAAUGUGAAAUUGCUUAACUGAGUGUCUUUCUUGUGUUUGUCUGGAACACCUGGCAUAUCAGUAGUAAUAUUUCCUAUUUAUUUCAUCUGUUAUUUAACCUUCGUCGGCAGCAGCUGGUGAUGAGGCUGUUUUGUCUUGUGAUAUUUUAUUGUGUUUUAAAGUGAAGACCACUAGUAGGUUGGGCAUCUUUACCAUGUGUGAAAUGAGCUCAUCCAUGCCAUUGUCCCCUUAUGCUUCAUCAUGAUGGGGUGGUACAGCCUUGUCUGCCGAUCGCAGUUACGAAUCUGUCUGAUUUAAUAAAGUAGUAUGUUUAACAAUUUCAUUAAACAUUUCUCAGAUGACUUUUCUAAGCUAACAACUGCUCAGUUAACCUAAGGCUUCUGACUAAGUCUGUAUAAUAUACUGAAUCUGGUACAAUAACAUGGGAUUAUAUAUAUUGUGUGACACACACACACACACACACACACACACACACACACACACACACACACACACAGAGAGAGAGAGAGACACAUUUGAUAUUAAUUUAUUGUAAUUCAUUUUAUUUUUGUAUUCUUUGUACUUUCUCCUCUUAACACUUUCAGUGUCAGAAUUUUUAUUACGGUACACUUUUUAAAAAAUAAAUUCUUCUGCUAAUGUUCUUGAUAACCUGCUAUUAGAAGUACUUUAAUUUGAGGUGUUUUUUUGUUCCUUAGAAAAGCUGCUACCCUGCUUGUACCAUGUUGAUGUCUAACACUGUCUAUUUGCUGUUGGUCCUGCUGUCUGUCAACAAUAAAGCUGAUUUUUUUCAUGCAA
Acanthochromis polyacanthus (spiny chromis) is the source of this 4991-nucleotide messenger RNA. It is a transcript of the gene slc1a4, whose product is annotated as solute carrier family 1 member 4. Gene Ontology annotation, cellular component: plasma membrane. Gene Ontology annotation, molecular function: symporter activity; L-aspartate transmembrane transporter activity; L-threonine transmembrane transporter activity. NCBI's taxonomy places the organism in Eukaryota, Metazoa, Chordata, Actinopteri, Pomacentridae. The transcript has 8 exons. The record is from RefSeq and is a predicted model, not a curated record. Gene Ontology annotation, biological process: L-glutamate transmembrane transport; L-serine transport. The coding region runs from base 175 to 1761 and encodes 528 amino acids.